This is a messenger RNA of Didymodactylos carnosus, 3166 nucleotides long. Lineage: Eukaryota; Metazoa; Rotifera; Eurotatoria; Philodinida; Philodinidae. The record is from the annotation of a GenBank genome assembly.
AUGCCAGGAAUACAAAACAAAAAUCAUGGAAGUAGUCAAAAUAUUUCGUCAGCUACGUAUCACUACGAUGCUGAUGAAAUAUUAGCAGAAAAAUCAUAUAAAAAUAUUUGUUUUCAACUUGUUAAUACAUGUUCACAACAUUUAGUUGAUGAUGAUAGUGAUGAUCGAUAUUUAAGUGAAAUAUUUUGUCAUUAUAAGUAUAGACGAGCAUUUCUUAUUAUACAAGAAUUAGCUUGUCAAUUAUUGUGCAAAUUAGAAGAAUCAGAUUAUUUUGAUUCUGUUGCCAUUGAAUAUGAUUAUUUAGUUAAUCUUGCAAAUUUAAAUAUUAAAAUUAUUCAUAAUAAAUAUAUUAUUAACAGAAAUUUAUUCUAUAAAAUGUUUUUUACAGUGAAGUACAAAUCAUCAAAAGAACGUGUGUUGGAAUGGCUUCUACGUCAUAUUCAAAAUAUUAGAAAACUUAAAAAUCCGUUCUUUGUAAAAAUUAUUUGUUUAUGGCUGGAUACAUUCAGUCAUUAUGAACUUGAAACCAGUGACGUUAUGAGCACCCAGCAUAUUCAACUGCUGCAUGAUCGAUCAGAAGAAAAGAAAUUGAUGAAAGAUAUUUAUAAUUAUAUUAUUACACAAAUCGAUUAUCUGCUUUUUAAUAAUGAUUCUACGUACUAUCGUGGAUCGUUUCUGUUCAAUUUGGCAGCUAUUGGACGCUUCCGUAACAGAAAACACUUAUGUCUAUGUCGUCGAUUCAUCUCCACUCACACAAAAGACAUUGACAAAUGGUCAUCAUCAUCAGACAUGUUACAUUCUAUUACGGGAACUGUGUGCAUAAUAACGACCAGUAUCAUACACGAGUAUGAUGAAGAAUUUUAUUUGUCACUAUUAAAAAUCAUGAACUAUGAAAAAUUUCAACAACAAUUACGUUUGACAAGAAAAAAUGAUGAAACAAUUUUAAUUGAUGAAAUUAUCAGAUAUUUUGCCGCUAAUCUGAAGAUGUGGCAGUAUGAAAAUUCUAGGUCCAUACUUCGCACAGUUUCACAACAAUCUACUUGUCUAUUUGACAAAAAAAUUCAUGAAAUAACAAAAAUUAAUCUAUGCUAUUUAAUUCUAGAGACAGCAAGCGAAAAAUCUGUUAUAGUUGAUCAGAUGAUUGUAAGAUGCUUUGAAUAUAUUGAAAAUAUGAAAAUGAUCAUUAAAGAUGAAGAACUAGUAGACAAAAAAGUACAGAGAUUAUUAAGAGGAUUAGAAACUGCAUUUCAAUAUCAGUAUGACAUUAGCGAUCUGUCUCAGUAUGACAUUAACGAUCUGGUGCUCAGAUUAAUGAAAGUUGAUCUAUUAGCCCAUUCAAUUAAAGAUCAUCCGUCCUUCGUUUGCAAUGUCCUAUCAAAAUUACCUACUAAACCGAUACAUGUUGUUGAGCUAUCAACAAAUAGUUCAGUAUUUCGGACAAGGAACACAGUAAGUUUUUCUGAUGACAGAUAAAUACUCUCCGACGUAAUACUCUCCUAAAAGAAUCUAGGCUAGGUACACACCGGUGUCUGUUAGAAGAAAACCGAUGUUCGGUUUAAAUCGACACCGAAAAGAUCUAAAACAUUUUGUUUAAGGUUUUAAAAUGAUAUAAGGAGUAAACAUAUAACAUCUAUCUGCUAUUGUCUAAGAAACAUCUGAUUUUAUCCGUACCGAAAUCGGUACAGAUACAAUCUACAUCUCGACUUAACGAACUAACUUAACAUCUGGUAUUUGCCCCUUAGUGGAUGCAGUAUGCCAUAUGUUUCUUCUUCUGAUCAUCUGUGUCACAUCCUGCAAUUUCUCGAGUUACAUAUAGCUGCUGUCCAGACACAAAAUUUCACAAUAAUACUAACGAGGGUACCUCCCAGAUGUCCAACGCCGACUUCAAUGAUCUUUUGCCUAUAGAUAGUAUAUAGUGUCCUAGUAAAAGCUCUAAACGGAUUUGGGUUCUUAUUGCUUCUUUCAAAAGUUAUGCAUUUUUUAAUUUGCCCAUAUAGCGCAUAACAUACAUUAUUAAAAAUUCUAUAACUCAUGAGGGAAGGCUUCCAACUGUCCAGCAGUUUUUGGCCCAAAACUUAGUGGACAAUAGGUAAUCGAGUGUCCUGAUUCCGAAUAUUACAUUGGUUUGAAAAGUUGGUUUGAAAGUUUAAAGAUCCGCUUUUUGAAAUACUGGGUUUUUGGGGUCGAAAAACCAUUUGCAAUAAAAGAAUUUUUUGAUCCGGGAAUAUGAAUGAGCAUAUCGCGAAACUCACGUAAAACAGUUCUUCAAGGUUUUAGAAAAGGUUUUGAGCGGGUUUUGAAAGGCUAAAACUUAAAACUACGCCAAGGAAAACGCGUUUUCGCCCUUAUGCGUUUUGUGCGAUAAAAAUACUGUUUUCUAGAUUAUCGAAUGUGCCAAAUUCGAAUAUUCCAUUGUUUUCGGUCCUUAGAAGAGCUAAAGAUUUGGAAUUAACGGAGACAAUAGUUUGAUACAAAAAUCUUUUACGCGAAUGAAGCAGUUUUUCGGCGUGCCUAGAUCAAAAAACUGAAUUAAAAGACAAUUUGAAUGAAUUACCUUGAAUGAUUUUUCUGGUCUCAAUUUUGUGUCUGGACAGCAGCUAUAUAUAACUCGAGAAAUCGCAAGAUGUGACAAAUCAGAUGUUUCUUUGACAAUAUAGAUAUUAUGUGUUCACUCUUUAUAUCAUUUUAAAACCUUACACAAAAAUGUUUUAGAUUUUUUCGGUGUCCGUCUAAACAGAACAUGGGUUUUUUCGUGUCGGUUUUUCGGUCUGAAAACCGAAGUCGGUGCAGACAUAAUCUGGGCUCAUAUGCCUUUUUUCAAAAGUUAUGAAUUUUCAUCUUCAGAAAUCGUCUUCAGGGUAUUAGAUCAAAUAUUGAAAAAAUAUUAAAUAAUAUUAGCUCAAAUAACGUUGGAAAUAUUAAAAAAAGCUUAGUCAAAUCACUGUGUAUACGAUUGAAAAUGUUUUCUUUAAUAGUUGCACACAUCAGUGAAGCAGUAUUUGCUCGUUAUUGUUAUUUACAGGCAGUUACUGUCAUUACACACAUGAGACUAUGGAUUGUUCAGUUAUUUUCCUGUGUUUAACAGAGAAACAACAAUUUGAAAAGUCUAAUUUUUUUCACAUACACACUUAAAUGCUAUAAGUAGAGGCAAAUUAUAUUCACAGUA